AUGCCGCUCAUCUUCGAUUCGCUCAACCUUAUGUUCCUCGGGGCCGUCGCCGUCUUCGCCGGCGGCAUCGUCAAGGCCAACCCGGACCUGACCAAGCCCCACCCGGACUCGGCGUACGGCAAGUGGCAGGCGAAGAAGCGGGAGAAGGCUGCCAUCGCGGCUGCCGAGGCGGACAAGGCGAAGAAGGGCAAGGGCAAGAAGUAA
Molecule: messenger RNA, 204 nt
Organism: Micromonas commoda
Lineage: Eukaryota; Viridiplantae; Chlorophyta; Mamiellophyceae; Mamiellales; Mamiellaceae
Exons: 3
Coding region: 1-204 (67 amino acids)
Source: RefSeq, a predicted model, not a curated record